Australozyma saopauloensis is the source of this 1344-nucleotide messenger RNA. RefSeq lists its product as uncharacterized. The transcript has a single exon. Lineage: Eukaryota; Fungi; Ascomycota; Pichiomycetes; Serinales; Metschnikowiaceae. Gene Ontology annotation, biological process: protein polyubiquitination. Gene Ontology annotation, molecular function: ubiquitin protein ligase activity; metal ion binding. The record is from RefSeq and is a predicted model, not a curated record. The coding region runs from base 1 to 1344 and encodes 447 amino acids.
AUGUUAGAACGUCUGAACGUGCAAUUCAAUACCAAACCUGCUCACAAAUUGGAUCGCUUUGACACAAAAGCAUCGAACUAUUUUCCCUUGUCGAAUUCUUCCGAAAGCAUGGCUCCGGCCUCAUACAAAGAACACUCACAAACACCCAAAGCCGGAUCUCGGCCUCUGAAGGGACACUUUCCGGACCACAAGGCUUUGGAGGAUCAGUUGCCCCCCAACACUGGCCCUGCGGGUACUGUUGACACUAAUGGGGGUGGGAUCUUAUCUAGUACCAGUAAGAACUUGAGCCAUGUUCCUUGCAAGUUCUUUAAACAAGGCAUUUGUCAAGCUGGGAAAUCUUGCCCUUUCAGCCACGACCUUGAUAGCUCAACCGGGGCCGAUAAACUUCCUUGUAAGUAUUUCCAAAAGGGAAACUGUAAAUUCGGAUUGAAGUGUGCGUUGGCGCAUUAUCUCCCUGACGGAACUCGAGUUAACAACAAAAGCUUGCUGACUUAUCGUAGAAACAAUGAUCGGUCUGAAAGAAAUAAGGCCCAUCAAGCCACGAUGCCUUCCCCUUCGUCUUCAACUUCCAAUCAAGUUCAUGAUGGAUCAUCGUAUUACUAUAAGCCAACUCAAAACUCUUACAGUUCUUCUGAUCUUGCAGAUUUCAUGGACAAUACCCCUGACUCUGCGGGAACAAAUACAUACCCUAUGCACGGAGAUUCGACAACCACCUCGUUCUCGAUGCCAAUCACGCCCCUGACGCAGUCUCGCUACAAUCUAUUCGUCUCCACAAACACUACAUCCCAGUUACAAGACGCAUUUGGAAGUGGAGACUGGCUGGGUCAUCCUUCGUUCAAUUUUUCGUCAAAUUUGUUUUCAGCAAGCAAUAGUAAUAUUGCACUGGCAGGCGGUGCGUUUUACACGGGUAUGAAUACCUCACCUUCAAAUUCUUAUCAAAUUCCACUGGUGGGAAAUUCCCGUGGUUUUCAAGACGCAAGAAAUCCUUCCAGCGCUGUUAGCUUGCCAUCGUUCGGUCUGAACUAUCAGCGGAAGAACUCCAGCUCGUCGUCGUCCCCUACAUAUGUCUACAACCAAUUCGUGCCAGAAGAAGCAGUUGUCAAUGACGAGGCCGAAGGAAAAGGAGAAGAAGAGCCAUUUUUCGAGGAUUAUGUCCCGGCAUCUUUAGGAAACUUGAUUUUGACUCCCCAAGAACAACAACGCCGCACCUCGAGGUCGCAGUCAGGAACUUUGUUGGUUCGUCCAACCAUCACCAAGCCGACCUCCAACGACCUCAACAGUGAAAAAUGUUGGGCACAACAAUUAGCCCCGAAGCCCGACGACAGCGUCUUUCUUAUGGAAUAA